This is a messenger RNA of Cryptomeria japonica (Japanese cedar), 978 nucleotides long. RefSeq lists its product as uncharacterized. The coding region runs from base 1 to 978 and encodes 325 amino acids. The record is from RefSeq and is a predicted model, not a curated record. Lineage: Eukaryota; Viridiplantae; Streptophyta; Pinopsida; Cupressales; Cupressaceae. The transcript has a single exon.
AUGCUGUCUAUAAAAUGGUUUCUGUUUAUUAUGGUCUGUGCAGCGACAGCAACACAAGCCAGGGCAUGGUUUGCCCGAUGUGAAAAUCGUCGUUCCAGAUGCUAUGGAAAAUCGUUUUCCUGUCCGUCGGACUGUGCCGAGAUUUGCCACGUCAACUGCAGGCGCUGCAAGCCCCAAUGUAACAGCGCAGCUUCUCUGUCUGCGGCCUGUGACAAGCCGGGUGCGGUGUGCCACGACCCGCGGUUCGUAGGCGGGGAUGGCAAUAUGUUCUAUUUCCACGGCAGAAAGGACCACGACUUCUGCCUUGUCUCCGACCCGGAUGUACACAUCAACGCGCACUUCAUGGGCAAAAGCGCAACCCAGGAGCAAGAGCUGAAGCACGACUUGACGUGGGUAAAGUCUAUCGGCGUGCGCUUCGGUUCCCAUCAGAUCUACCUCGGCGCCAACAAAGUCGCUCGCUGGGACAGUGCCCUGGACCAACUCACGCUCCUUGUAGAUGGACAAAGCGUCGUCCUCUCGCCCCGUAGAGGAGCCCAGUGGGAGGACCGGUUGAUCCCAUUGAAGAUCACACGUCUCCUGAAUGUUAAUGCUGUAAUACUGCAAGUGGCUGACAGAUUCAGUCUAACGGCCUGGGUGGCUCCCGUUACGGCCGAGGAGUCUAGGGUUCAUGGCUACGUGAUUAGUGAAGAUGACUGCUUUGCGCACUUGCAGCUAAACUUUAAGUUCUUUGAGCUCAGCCCUAAUGUGACCGGCGUGUUGGGGCAGACGUACUCCUCUAGGGUUAAAAGCCACUUGGAAGUGGGGGCUGUUAUGGAAGGGGAGGAUAAAUUUGAAGUGUCGCAUCUCUUUGCUACAGAUUGUAAGGUUGCCAGGUUUAGCGAAGAAACGGAAACGCGGUUCGGGUUCUUUAGGAAGUUACCAACGGUUUCAUGCGCCAGUGAGAAUGCGGCAGGGAGCGGUAUUCUGUGUCGCGGUUAG